Molecule: messenger RNA, 795 nt
Organism: Tribolium madens (black flour beetle)
Lineage: Eukaryota; Metazoa; Arthropoda; Insecta; Coleoptera; Tenebrionidae
Product: histidine-rich glycoprotein-like
Exons: 3
Coding region: 76-480 (134 amino acids)
Source: RefSeq, a predicted model, not a curated record
CAAGCCGUUGUUGGACGUUUCUCGAACAGAGAUCUGAGUUUCAGUGCGCAAGAGUUUUUUAAACGACGGUCCAGAAUGGUGCAUCUCAAGGUCAGUGUCUUGAUCUUGUUCCUUGCAACCUUGGAGCAAACCCUGGGCUCCCCCGGUCACCACGUCCACCACCGCAUCCACGUCCCCACCAAAAUCAAGACCGUCUACCACACAAAAAUCAUCAAAAUUCCCGAACACCACCACUACUUCCACGAAAAAGAGAAACCCCACUUGGUCAAAGUGCCCGAACACCACCACUACUUCCACGAGAAGGAGAAGGAAAAGCCCUUGGAUUUGCACAGCUACCACCCCAAAGAGGAAGAUCUCGAUUUGCAGAACGACUGGGAGAGCGAUCACAAAAACUAUGAUUUUGAGGAGGGGCACAACAUUUUCAAAAAGCACGCUCCGGCGCACCACUAUAAGAAGAGGAGGCCCAAACCCAAACAUUGAGGAGGUUUUUGAGUAGGUGUAGUAGAGUGACUCAGGCAACCAGUUCUACCAACAGUUGUGCGUGAAAGUCGGCUGUUUUUUUCUUGUUUAUGAUCAGGUCUGCAAGAUGUUGCUGGAAAGUUGCAUAAAAGAGGAAAUGCAAACGGCUUAUAAUUCGAAAUGGUUCGCUUUCACUGGCGCUGAACUUGGUUUUGGAGUCACUCAAACUUGACUGAAAUAGCUUAUAUCGACUUGUUGAGUAAUUUUAGGCUUCUGUUUUUUUGUUACAUUGUUUGUUCCAGAAUGUAUAUUAUAAGUAAAUUUUAUGUAUUUCGA